AUGGAUGAUAAUGUGCGUGUGAAGUGGACAAACGAACUUACCAAACGGUUUCUAGAGACUUGUAUAGAAGAGGUCCAUAAAGUGGGUCGAAAUGGAGGUAGUCUUCGCAAGGAGACUUGGGUGAAAGUGGAAAUCAAACUUGAGGAAGUUUGCCAUGUAAAACUCACCCAGAAACAACUGAAAAACCAAUAUGAUUAUUUGAAGGGAAAGUAUUCGAGAUGGGUGUACCUAAGGAAUAAAACAGGGAAUAUUUAUGACCCUGAAAUGAAUACGUUCAUCCUAACUAAUCAAGAAUGGGAAGAUUUCUUUAAGGGACAUCCAAAGGCACGAACAUUAAAGACUGCACCAUUGAUAUACCCUGAUUUGUGUAUAGCUUUGUUUGAGGGGACUUCUGCUACCGGAUCUCGUGCCUAUGCCCCUAGUUCAACCCGUGAGAGGACUACGAUUUCAUCUUCAUCAUUUACAUCCAAUAUCCCUACUACUCAAGAAAUAUAUGGUAGUUUACAAAUGGUUUAA
Molecule: messenger RNA, 516 nt
Organism: Cynara cardunculus var. scolymus (artichoke)
Lineage: Eukaryota; Viridiplantae; Streptophyta; Magnoliopsida; Asterales; Asteraceae
Product: L10-interacting MYB domain-containing protein-like
Exons: 2
Coding region: 1-516 (171 amino acids)
Source: RefSeq, a predicted model, not a curated record